Molecule: messenger RNA, 2503 nt
Organism: Exaiptasia diaphana
Lineage: Eukaryota; Metazoa; Cnidaria; Anthozoa; Actiniaria; Aiptasiidae
Exons: 2
Coding region: 733-2292 (519 amino acids)
Molecular function (GO): RNA binding
Source: RefSeq, a predicted model, not a curated record
GUUUUCCGAUGUAAACAUACUGUGACGUCAUAAUGAAAUAGRKCAAUUGCAGUGUCGAUAUAGCCUGAGUUCAUCCAGCGUUUACCGUCUUUACCCGUAAACGCGGUCUGAGAGUGAGUGGUUAAAAUAAAAAAUAAACCGCAUGUACUCAGGCUAUGUAUAUACCGAAUACAAUAUGUAUUUUAAAGUGCCUUGAACAGCUAAUAUUUGUGCAUUUGCAAUAACAAAAWUAAUCAUAUUUUGUCCCAAACAUACCCUACAAUGCAUUGAACAUGUGGUGUACAACUAUAUUUCAAAAAACGUCGAGGAGAACUACGAUUCGUGAGACGUACUAGUACAACGCCAAGUCAUGGAACAUUUCUCUUUUCUUGGGCUUCCUGUCCCACAAGAAGUUCAAGUCCGCGUAUGUUUUGAACGCGGUUUUCCGCAUGAAAACACGCGCGUAGUAGUCCAGACAUCAACAAUGAAAAACAAUUCUCGGAGUUUUUACGAUAUUCUAAGAACACCUUAACAGUGGAUUCUCAAUUCAAAUGCUMAAACUUUUACAGAAUCAAACCUGUAGAGCCUGAAGUAUAUAAUCUUCGCAAAAAGCUGCAGAAUUGAUGAAAAUUGUGAAGAUCUGGUGGCUUGUUUUCAAGUCCAACAAAAAUUCUCAACUUCAUCGGCCUGCUAUAAAAGAUAUAUUUGAUGAUUUACAUUCUAAGUUAUAUUUUGUUGUGAUGGAGUUAAAAAAUGGAUAGUUUCGCUCCUAUUUCGACGGCGUAUGUAGGGAAUUUGCGGUCUGAUAGAACAAGUGAAGAACUCCAGAGAGAAAUACAGAGUUUAUUUGAAUCGAUUGGAGUUUCUAUUCAGCUUGAAAAUAUCAAAGUACAUCGAAGGUCGACCAAGAAGCCCGCUUAUGGCUUCGUAAGUCUCAAAGAUAAAGAAACUAUUGAUAUUUGUAUCGAGAAACUUAAUGGAUUUGCUUCAGUAGAUGACAACGAGUUGAUAUAUCCUGGGAAGCUUUUAGAAGUCAAUACAGCACGGAGAAAAGAGCCAUUCGAAGUUGAUAAAAAUGUACCUAAAGUUAGGCACAGAAAGGGCAAAAAGCGUUCAAAAAAGGCAAAACAUAAAACCACAUGUGCUUCAAAUAUAAAAGCUGUUCCUGUAACAAGUGAUCCUAUAAUAUGUCCAGUUGCCAUAUCAACAAAUAUACCAAAUAACACCAAUCAUCCUGCGAGACCAGACCCUGAGGAGAGGUAUUACUUUGUGGGCCAGAAACUUGGAACAGAGGACAGACUUACCGAGUACAAGCAGGGRGGUGGGAACUACCUUGAUAUAAGAUUUAAAAUUCAUCUUGAGAAGUAUGUGUGUGCAUUCCUCAACAGCGAAGGUGGAACAUUGCUUGUUGGUGUUAAAGAUGACUGCACAGUUUGCGGUGUUGAGAUAUCAUCCCAACGUGAAGAUCAACUAAGAUUGGAAAUUGAUAAAACCAUGAAGGGUUUCMAUCCUCAUGUCUUCACAAACUUGUACAAAGUCAACUUUGUUCCAGUUUAUCCAUGCCCACUARCACUAAAAUCCCAAGCUGGACAACUAGUAGAAACUAAGGGCUCUUCUGCUGUAGAUAUUCUAGGAGUAAAUGCAGUUUCAGACUCUGUUUAUAAUGGCGAGAGUGAUAACUCUACAGAAACAAGCCUAGAAAUCAAAUCUAAAAGGCUUCCRCCCCUGAAUCUGAGUACAUCAAAAGCCACAGAAAUAAUUACAGAAUUUCCCAAUACURAAUGCAAUAGUUUUCCUCUCAAUGAAAAGUCAGAUAAAAMUCAAAAAGACASUGCRGCUCCACUAGAGGAUCUACRUUUCACCUGUACAAAACUUGAAACAGAUGAAAAUCAUGUAAAAAAUAAUUUAAAAGUGAUUGAAGUUGAAGUGCACCCACCUUAUUGCCCUACUGGUGAACUAAGCUUGUAUGAGAAUAGCAGAGGUGAGGUGUAUGUAAGAAGAGAUGGGAGUAUUCAGGGUCCUUUGAAAGCAAGUCAAAUACURGAAUGGAGUAARCAAAAUUUGGGGCAAACCUAUUACUUAGAAAGAAAMCUUCUGCUACAAGAAAACCAAAGAAAACAACAUGAAAUUGAGGAACUUGUCAAACAAAAGAGGUAUAUARAAAACCAACAUCAAGAAAAGAUWGAAAAGUGGCAAGAAAAAGAGGAAAAUUUGACUGCKGAGAUUGAUUUAUURAGAACUCAAGAGUUGARGAUGAAAGGAGAGUUAGAUCAGAUUAAGAGAACUAGAUCCAAAGUUUGUGUUUUAAUUUAAAAUGUAGAUGAUAUUUUUAGACUAUUUUCGGUUUAUCAAAUAAAUUAUAAUAUUUCAAAAUUGCAACUAAACUUAUGUAUUUAGAAACUAUUAUCCAGUCUAUCACCAGGGCCGUCGGAGCGUUUUUUUAGCGGGGAGGCUACUAACAUAAAAAAGCGAUCUAAGUAUUUUAUCAUUAAGACAAAAACAAAACAAAAUAAAACAACAACGA